Molecule: messenger RNA, 2281 nt
Organism: Oncorhynchus kisutch (coho salmon)
Lineage: Eukaryota; Metazoa; Chordata; Actinopteri; Salmoniformes; Salmonidae
Gene: cimap1d
Product: CIMAP1 family member D
Exons: 4
Coding region: 1060-1968 (302 amino acids)
Cellular component (GO): cytoskeleton
Source: RefSeq, a predicted model, not a curated record
AGUUAGAGCCUGUAAAUGUUUAAUGUUUGUUUUCGGUAGACCAUGGUUAAGGCACUUGUCGACAUUGUCAGUUACCGUAUAGCUUCUGGCAACUUUCAGUGUGUUCUUCUGCUGCUGUUUUAAAAUGACUACGUUCCAAACAGCCCAUGGAUAUGUCAUUUCAAUGUAGAGGUUAUUGAGAGGGCAAUGAGUCCUAUGAUCAAACUACAGGCGUGGUGGUGGAAAAAUGUCAGAUAACGUGUCUUUCUCGCUUUCAGUGUAUUACCAUAUACUGCACUAUGUCAAGAAGGAGAAUAUUUGUUCACUCCAUGGCUUUGCUGGUCUCUGUAAGGGACACUGUUAGUUCUGAAAUACAGUGUGAAUGGGAUCUGUACAGUAUGAGUGGAAGGUCUGUUGUAUGAAUGGGGAAGGUACUGUAGGGACAGAGAGAGAACACUCGCUUCGCUGACUGAGCGAUGCGGGAGACCUGGUUGCUGAGACUGAAUAUCCUGGAACGUCUCCCUGGCAACUGUAUGCAUGGUUGAAGUGUGAUAUUCUGCCUCCACGCUGCGAUGAACAGAGAGUGAAAAGAGAAAGGAGGGAGAGGGGAUCUUGGUUUCAUGGAUUGCUCUGUGGAGAUAUUGUUACAUUAGAGUGAAUCCAAGUAAUGACAUGGUUUCUAAGCACCAGCAGAUUGAGCUCCUCUGGCUGAGCUACUAUUUAACUGGCUGAAAUGAUGAACUAGUUGGACACAGUUGGUGUGAGAUCCAACAUUUGGUCCUUUAAAGGGCUUUUCUAACCAAGAGGCUAAAUGUUUAUGGGUCUUUGAUGGUAGUGGUUCUUAUUUUGGAGUGUGUAACUGUGCAGGCUGUUAAGGUAUGCAUGACUGAAUAGGUGAACUCCAAACUGAAUUUCACUCAGGACUUGGGAGAUGAUGGAUGGAUAAAGGAGGGCCAUGCUGCUGAGUGGAGAGCUUCAAUUCAUCUGACACAGAAGAUCACCUCUACCACACGGAGGAGAGAGGAACCUGCUGGCUCUGAUGCAUUGCUGGAGCCUGUUUGUGUCCACAUUUACAGUAGUAUGCUUCCUACCUGUGUUUUUGUACAUACUGUAUUGUCAAAUUCCCUCUUAUUAUUGAUUGAAUUGAGCAGUUUGUGUAAUGAUUUGGAGGAUGUUUUUGUAGGACCAUACAUUUAUUUGAACAUGGGGGAGGAGGUGAAAAAGCGCCCCAUCAUUGCUGGCAGAGAGAAAGGGCCAGGACCGGGGCGUUACGCUCUGCCACCAACUAUUGGUUUCAUCGGCCAUGACUUCACCAAGCCAACCAGCCCUGCUUACUCCUUCCACGGCAGAAUGAGCAACAACUUGUAUGGUGUUGACUCCAGUCCUGGGCCUCGGUAUUACAUUGAUGCAAAAAUCACCCGUUUCGGCAGGGAUGGCAACCCCGCAUACUCCAUGUUGGGCAGAGUGAGAGGAUCAUCAAGUAAGUUCCCACCAACUUCAGCAGGGCAUUUCCAGACUCCUGGACCUGGGGCAUACAGCCCUGAGAAUGCUCCUCCAUGCAACACCCAGCGCAGACCCCCAUCCUACACUAUGGGCUCCCGCACUCGCUACCGUACCAUCGACUCAGUCCCUGCCCCCAACAAGUACUGUCUCCCUGCUCUCAUGGGCCCCCAGGUUCCCACCAAGCCAGCCAGUGCCAGCUACACCAUGUCAGGGCACUGCAAAUUAGGGGGUCCCUCAGAAGACCUGGCCAAGACCCCAGGCCCUGGUAGAUACAACAGUACAGAUCCAAGUGUCUACCUGCCCAGGCAACCAGCUUUCUCCAUGCUAGGUCGCCAUGGCUUUCCCAACGAUGCCACUCUGAAGCCUGGCCCUGGAACUCAUAAUCCUGAGAAGGUGACUGUCCACAAGCCCCGGGCUCCUGCCUUCUCUCUGGGCAUCAGACACUCGGAGUUUGUCACCCCACUGGUGGUCAAUGUAGCUGACUGAAAAGCACUUCUCACAACUAUGUUCCUCUGGCAUAUGAGACUAGGUUGGAUUCAUCUGCAAAACAAAGAACUUGAGAUGACAAUAGAGAACCAUUUCUACUGCUGUGUUGGCUUAAUAUGAAAUGAAAGACAUUUAGAUACACAACACAAACUUCCACACAGAAAGUAAAGAAAUAUAUUUUAUUUACGUUCUGUCCAGCAACAAGUGUUGUUUAGAAUUAACAAAAAUGUGACUAUUCAGUCCAAAUGUAUACUGUCUGAUACAAAUAUAUAUACACAGAGGAAAGCAGACAAAAUAAAAAACAUUUUCAGAA